This is a messenger RNA of Musa acuminata AAA Group (dessert banana), 2238 nucleotides long. RefSeq names its product BTB/POZ domain-containing protein At3g05675-like. NCBI's taxonomy places the organism in Eukaryota, Viridiplantae, Streptophyta, Magnoliopsida, Zingiberales, Musaceae. The record is from RefSeq and is a predicted model, not a curated record. The coding region runs from base 140 to 1561 and encodes 473 amino acids. The transcript has 4 exons.
CUGUCAGAGAGAAAGCCCGGCUCCUCGAGUGGGUUCGGCAACCGAACCCACCUCUCGCCGUCACCGCUCUGGUCGGACCCGACGGUGCCACACCACAGCUUCGCCCGGUCUGGCCGCGCCAUCGGAGAAUGCGCCUCGCAUGGCGGCGGUCCCAACGCCGCCAGGUUCGCCGUCCCCGGGGAGGUGUACUGACCCGGGUCCUCCCCGCCCGCCCAUCUUCCAGGUCAGUUUAAAAAUUAAACGUACACCAAAGACUCCCAAUAGUUUUGGAGAUCGCACUACCAGCGAUGUUGUCGUAAGGCUAAGGACCCAUGAAGGGCGAGACAAUUGGUUUUACUGCCACUCUGAGAUUCUCAUAGAGAAGAGCAAGUACUUUGCAGAACGUCUAUCUGAUGACUGGCCAACAUGUCAGAUCCUUGAUUCUCGGUACUGUGUGGAAGUUUACUGUGAAGAACUGGAGUUUGAUUUUCAUGUUAUUGCCUUUCGGCUUCUUUAUGUGACAGAACCACAAACUAGGUAUGGUGUAAGAAAUACACUUGGUAUCUUCCAGGUUGCUGUUCGCCUUGGUUGCCAUCAGCUGGCACAUGAUUGUAUUGAUUACUUAGAGUCCGUUCCUUGGGAAGAGACUGAGGAGGAAGAAAUGUUGAGGAUCAUACCUCAUCUUGGAUCACAAUAUGAGGAGAUCCUUGCACGUCUCCAGCCCGUCAAUCCAAUUUCAGUGGUUGGGGUUUUCAUAUCCACUAUUCGUUUUGCUACAUCAUCACCUUCAACAUCUUUGCGAGAUCUGAAGUCCUCUGCCCAAGAUCAGCUUGAAUACAUGCUCACCGAGGAUGAUGAUGCCCCACUGUUGACCUUGGACAAUGAAGAUAUCAAAAUAGAAGUGAAGAAUUGCAUCAGAGAUCUACUGAGCAGAUUCAAUUACCAUAUAGAAUCUCUUUUAAAUGCAUCUCAAGACAUGGUUUCUGAGAUGACUAUGGUCUGUGACAUGCACUCCUUCCUGUCUGACAUUUCAUGGGUUUGCCAGAUCUUAACUAAGAUGGAAAUGAUGAAGCAUCUUGUUCAUUAUUGGUUGGAAGCAUCUUUGAACAUAGUUAGAGUCACUGAAAAAUUGAAUCAGGAUGAUCACAUGCCAGAGACCAGAUUGAAAGUGAUAGAAGUGACGUCUAAGGUUCUUGAUGCAGUUGGAUUUGGACACGUGAUAGUUGCAACUGCAAUGAGGCUUGGUUUGGUUAAUGUUUGGCUUCCAUUUGUGCAGAGGACAAGGCCUUUGUUGGAGCAAGCCAAUUCGGAUAGUGAGGGAGGGUCAUCACUUCAAAUAGACAGUGAGAUCUGGCAGGGAUUGGAAUCCGCUUUCAUUUCAAUUCUGCUCACAUUGCCAUCUGUGAGCCAAGCUGAAAUAUUGGCAGGAUGGUUGAGGUCAGAGCAUGCUCGUUAUCCAGACCUUACGGAAGCAUUUGAAGCAUGGUGUUAUCGUUCAAAGAUUGCCAAGAGGAGGCUUGCUUUGUCAGAUGGCAUUAGCAACAGGACCAGCUCACAGGUGAAGUUGGAAGCAGCAGAUUAGUUCCAGCAUUGGAAAGUCUUCUGAUGAGGUAGCACUCGAGGAAACCGAUUCCCUACGUCACAGGAGGCUAAGCUUCGAUUUUUCAAAUUUAAAGUUCCUGGCCUAUAUACCUCAUUCCAUUCUGAUCACUUUUUUUAGUAUAGUAACAGAGGAAUCUUACUGUUUAUAAUGGGAUAGCAGCUUCUUUUAUGCUCCAAAAUUUUGUUAGUGUUAUAUUUAUCCAGAUUAAGUUUGAUCAUUUUCUUUCUGUCAACAAAGAGAGAUGAAGCAUUCUACUCAGAGCGUCUACAAGAGUGGUCCAACUGAAUCAGUGUUCUUGAUGGACUGUUGGUGCAUCCAGCAUUUGGACUCGCAGGCAUAGCAAUGCAAUUUUGUUCUUGUUUCACUGCACUGAGGAUUUGAUGGGAAAAGAAUGCUAAUUUUCUUGCUAUACCGAAGACUAAGACUGAAGGCUUUGGUGGGAACAAGUAAUCUCCAUUCAGACAAUAGGUGGCUAGAGUUAGGAUGGGCAAAAUAUUCAAAGGUAAGCUCUACAAUGGCCAGUUCAAAGCCUAUUCAACAAAGGCAAAGCACACAAGCAGGAGGAACUUCUCCUCUGGAUUGCAUAUAUUCUUGUUGAUGUUUGCAAUCCAAACAAAGCUCUAUAACUUGAUGUGAAUGUUAUAGAGUUCAGACAU